GAAGGUCUAGGCUCGUGGUGGCCACAACACAGCAGCCGCCGUUGCCUGGGCCAAGAGCACGCUGGCAGUCUAUAUAUUCUAAACGUAUAUGAGGACGCUGUUUGUAUCUUCAGCACCCACACCAUGAGCAACAUAGACGUUACCGACGUGGUGGCGCACAUCAAGCAGGAAUUCAUCAUACCUGUGGAGACACAAGCUAACAAGCAAGAAGCUGCUGAAGCCAGAGCAGAGAGAGAGGACUCGACUGAUGAACCUCCAAACAAGAAACAGAAGCUAACAGGUACACACAAAAAACGCCCCAAGUUGAUAAAGGCACCCAAGAGUAGCAAGUUGUGUAGGUCUGUGUGGUGUUUACGUGUGGGUGAAGAUGUUAGUGGCAAGUGCACGUUUCCAAAAUGUGACUUCAUGCAUGAUGUGGCUGCAUUCUUGAGUACCAAACCUGAAGAUCUAGGAUCAGUGUGUCACAACUUCCGGACAUAUGGCAUGUGUCAUUAUGGUUUCACAUGCAGAUAUGGUAGGGAUCACAUUGAAGAUUUGGGUAAUAAAGUCAACAAGGAAAUCUGGGCUAAGUAUGAGAAGAGCCCAACAGUCAGCAAUGUAUUGCAGAAGGAGGUCCAGCAAGAAUUACGAAAGCGGCAGUAUGAUUUCACAAAAGCAUUACAGGCUCAUCGGAAAGCACAGUCAGAAGUGGCCAAGAAUAAUACCACAGACAAGAACAAAAUUCUAGACAAAAUGCCAGACGAAACUCCGAUAGAAAAAAGUGGUGCUACAACAGAGGACCAAGGUGGUGACGAGCAGAGUUUAUUAAAUGGUUCUCAAGAAAAUGCAGACAAGUCGGAAAAAGAGACUGUGCUGCUUGAGGUCCAUAAAAAUGGCUCGGAUAGUGAAAAGGUGGAAAACAAUACGUGUGACGGUGAAGUACCCCAGAGGGACGAGGGUACUGUGAAGCACAACACUCAAGCUGCAGAAAAGGAAGCAACGCAUGCAAGAGAUAAUAAUUUUCUCGGACCAGCUCCUGAAGAAGAUCUAAUUAAACUCAAUGCUAGAGAAAAAAAGAAGAUUGAGUGGAGAGGCAAGACCUACUUGGCUCCUCUCACCACACUGGGAAACCUGCCGUUUCGUCGCAUCUGCAAGCAAUAUGGUGUGGACAUAACAUGUGGGGAAAUGGCACUUGCCUCGUGUCUUCUGCAGGGGUCUCCUAGUGAGUGGGCCCUGGUCAAGCGCCAUGAAUCUGAAGAUCUUUUUGGGGUCCAGGUGUGUGGAAGCAAUGCAGAAACCAUGAUUAAAUGUGCCCAGCUUUUGGAUGAAAAUACUGAUGUGAACUUCAUGGAUAUCAACAUGGGCUGUCCUAUUGAUCUCAUCUAUAAACAGGGUGGUGGUAGUGCACUGAUGCGACGUCACGGCUGCCUGGAGCACAUGGUACGAGGUAUGACGAGGGUUCUCUCCAAACCCCUCACACUCAAGAUGAGAACAGCUAUUUAUCGUGAUACUCAAGUUGCUCAUAAAAUUAUUGAGAAAGCCAAGCUGUGGGAUGUAUCCAUGGUUACGCUUCAUGGACGUUCAAAAGAACAGCGAUACCUGAAAGUUGCUGACUGGGAUUACAUCACCGAGUGUGCUGAAGUGGCAGACCCCAUGCCAUUAUUUGGAAAUGGGGAUGUCCUCAGCUUUGAAGAUUAUAACUAUCAUCGGGAACAUUCAAAAGUAGCAGGAAUGAUGAUAGGUCGGGGUGCACUCAUCAAACCCUGGAUAUUUAAGGAAAUUAAAGAGCAGCAGCACUGGGACAUCUCCUCAAGCGAACGUUUUGACAUGCUCAAAGACUACGUUAAUUAUGGCAUGGAACAUUGGGGUAGUGACACAGAGGGUAUUGAAAAGACUCGACGAUUUUUGUUGGAAUGGCUGUCCUUUUUGCACCGUUAUAUCCCUGUGGGCCUCCUAGAACAAACCCAAAAGAUUAAUCAACGCCCUCUGGCAUAUCGUGGUCGCAAUGAUCUUGAAACUCUGAUGGCAUCUCGUAGCGUUAGUGACUGGAUCAAAAUCAGUGAGAUGCUGCUUGGGCCAACUCCGUCCGACUUUGUGUUCCUACCAAAGCAUAAAGCUAACGCCUACUGAAUUACUUUGUUGUUUGUUUACCUGACAUUUAUAUAUUAGUAAGAUUUUGCAGUGCUCUGUGAAUGAUAUGCUAGUAAGGGUCAUCUGUUUGUUGUUUGACCUGCUGGGGAGAGAUAAUUGAAUAUGUUUAUUGCAAUUUACUCUUAAGAUGUGAUCAUUUAUUUUAGUCUAGUGUUCUAUUGCAAAUAUUUUAGAAAUAGAAGACAAUAUAAUUAUAUUGUACUAUAUAGCAUUUUAUUGUGCGUGCCAGUAUCAGUACUGAAUUUUUAUGAGGUCAAGUAUCAUUGUUACACAAAAAUUAUCGAUUAUCAAAAUUUUAUCUUUAUACAGAUAUGUCCUCUAAUUUUUUAAUGUUCUAGCGAUACGAGUAUGGGACUACUUCAGGGGCUAUGAUAGGGGAUUGCUCCAGGGACAUAAGUAUGAGACAAGAGACUGCUCCAGGGACAUAAGUAUGAAACAGGAGCCAUACAGGGACAUAAGUAUGAGACAGGAGACAUACAGGGGCAUAAGUAUGAGACAGGAGCCAUACAGGGACAUAAGUAUGAGACAGGAGACAUACAGGGGCAUAAGUAUGAGACAGGAGACAUACAGGGGCAUAAGUAUGAGACAGGAGCCAUACAGGGACAUAAGUAUGAGACAGGAGCCAUACAGGGGCAUAAGUAUGAGACAGGAGACAUACAGGGACAUAAGUAUGAGACAGGAGACAUACAGGGACAUAAGUAUGAGACAGGAGACAUACAGGGAUAUAAGUAUGAGACAAGAGACAUACAGGGACAUAAGUAUGAGACAAGAGACAUACAGGGACAUAAGUAUGAGACAAGAGACAUACAGGGACAUAAGUAUGAGACAAGAGACAUACAGGGACAUAAGUAUGAGACAAGAGACAUACAGGGACAUAAGUAUGAGACAAGAGAC
Messenger RNA from Procambarus clarkii (red swamp crayfish), 3024 nucleotides. The record is from RefSeq and is a predicted model, not a curated record. NCBI's taxonomy places the organism in Eukaryota, Metazoa, Arthropoda, Malacostraca, Decapoda, Cambaridae.